CAGGCAGAGUGAUCACCCAUCGCCGUAGCAACUAGUGUAGGCAAAAUGUGUGGGGAUAUGGGAAAGGCAGUACUACGGGCUCUGACCGGCGCUCUACUCUGUGGACUGGCGUCGGAUGCGUAUUUACAGCAAUAUCAGCUGUAUCCAUACGAACAACAAGAGUAUCGUAAACCUCUAAGAGAGCACGAGAAGCCUCAAGAUCUCCGCAACGUUCCCGGAGUACCAGGAGUGGAUUUCCCGAUCUAUCACGAGGUACCCGAGACCAGCUUCUCCUGUGACCACGUGCCAGUUAGGCCGGGGAUGUACGCGAAUGUCGAGACUGGAUGCCAGGCUUACCAUAUUUGCCAUGACGGUCGCGAGGGCCACCAGGGAGCGGCUUUGCUCUGCACUAACGGAACUUUGUUCAACCAGGAGAAGUUUACUUGCGAUUGGUGGUACAAUGUUGAUUGUUCGCAAGCAGUCAAUCAUUAUAGGUUAAACGCUGAUCCUUUGAAGAAUCCGUACGUCCCAAAACCAAAACAAGAAGAGUACGAGCCUCAUUCUCCGAAACAGGACUUGUAUUAUAGAUACAAUUAA
This is a messenger RNA of Diatraea saccharalis (sugarcane borer), 576 nucleotides long. Lineage: Eukaryota; Metazoa; Arthropoda; Insecta; Lepidoptera; Crambidae. The record is from the annotation of a GenBank genome assembly.